UGCACAUUCACAUUGUUCUUUUAAUCAUGGCUGAUCUCCUGCUGCUAGUCGUUCUCAUGUAUUCUUUUCAUGCAAUUAAAGCACAAGAUCUUCGUCCACCUAAACUGACAGUGAGCCCGCUGAUGAUCACAGAGACAGACUCAGUUACGCUGGACUGUCAGAAUCCUCUUCCUAUCUCUCAGUGUUAUUUCAGCAUUUCAGGAUUUAAUACUGAUAAAACAGCUCCUUGUUUGUGGACUCUGACAGGAUCUGAAUUUCUGUCAUUGACACAUGAAAGUUCACCUGUUACAAUUGAAGUGACCUGUUAUUACCUUUUAGCAUAUAAAUCUCCAAUGAGUUUAAUGUCACCAAUCACCAUACAACCUCCUCGGCCUGAACUGACAGUGAAUCCACGGAAGAUCAUAGAAACAGACUCAGUCACAGUGAACUGUCAGACUCCAUCAUCUGUUCCUGUGACUCAGUGUUUUUUGUACUUUGUGAGAAGCAGAAACUCUACGUCCAUCUCCUGUCAGCAGAGAAUUGAUGGAACUGAGCUCCUCUCUAUGGCAGAGCAGAGCUCAUCCGGUGAGGUUGAAGUCACAUGUUUUUACAUGACAGAGCGUAAAGGAAGACAAUACCAGUCUCCUCACAGUAACAUAUCUUCAAUCAACAUACAAAUUACUCGACCUGAACUGACAGUGAAUCCACAGAUGAUCACAGAAACAGACUCAGUCGCACUGAACUGUCAGGCUCCAUCAUCUUUUUCUGUGACUCAGUGUUUUUUGUACUUUACGAGAAGAAGAAAAUCUACAUCCAUCUCCUGUCUGCAGAUAUUAAGAGGAACUGAGCUCCUCUCUUUGACACAGCAGAGUUCACCUGCUGAGGUGGAAGUGACAUGUUUUUACAUGUCACAGCAUAAAGGAGAACAAUACCAGUCUCCUCACAGCAACAUAUAUUUCAUCAGUAUACAAACUGAAAAAAACACUUUGACCCCUGCACCUCCUACUGUUAUGAACUUCACAAGUGACACAUUCAUGAGAGACACAACUAUUGAUCCAUCACUUAUUUCUGGAAACAGUUUGACCUCUGCUCCUGGUACUCCCACGAAUUUCAGCAGAGAUGCUACUACAGCAGAAAAAAUGAUGUGGAUGAUCGGAGCAGUGGUGAUAGUGGAUGUCCUCCUUCUUGCAUUGCCUUUUCUCUUUAAUCAAAGCAGGACUGAGAAAUGCAGUUCCAUGAGGUGA
Messenger RNA from Oreochromis aureus, 1223 nucleotides. RefSeq lists its product as uncharacterized. The record is from RefSeq and is a predicted model, not a curated record. NCBI's taxonomy places the organism in Eukaryota, Metazoa, Chordata, Actinopteri, Cichliformes, Cichlidae. Bases 27 to 1223 code for a protein of 398 amino acids. The transcript is spliced from 10 exons.